Melampsora larici-populina 98AG31 is the source of this 1443-nucleotide messenger RNA. RefSeq lists its product as uncharacterized. The record is from RefSeq and is a predicted model, not a curated record. The transcript has 4 exons. The coding region runs from base 1 to 1443 and encodes 480 amino acids. Lineage: Eukaryota; Fungi; Basidiomycota; Pucciniomycetes; Pucciniales; Melampsoraceae.
AUGAAGAACAACCCCGACACCCUAGAGGCCCAGAUAAGCGAUCUUCAUCUCCGAGGAUCCAGGGAUGGUACUCCGGUGUUGGAAACCCGAGCUAGAACGACAUCAGUACAACCAGCUCUCUUGAGGGUUCAAGAUCAAUCGUCGGUAGCCAAGGUAGUAGCUGUGGAACCAGUAGGUGCUGGGAUCGAAGUAAAUCAAGACGUGUCCACGUACUUCGAUAACUUCCGAACAGAACUCGAAAUGCGGUUCUGUCAUCCGGAUGUCCAGCACCAAGUCGCUUUCCCAUGGGUCUCUGGGGCGGCGAAGGAGAUUCUUGUCAAAGCGGUAUGGGACAACAAACGACAAGUCUCUUACGAUUCAUUGGUAGCUUUCUUUAUGAAUGCCUUUCCUGCCACUGUUGAUCUCAAUAUGGUGGACCAGGAAAUGGAUAACUUGAGACAGAAUGAAGGAGAAACCAUCAUUGCUUACUGGAUUCGUCAUCAGCUUGUAACGCAGAAAGCUGAUAUUCUCAAAUUACCUUACAAUCCCGUGUUGACCUUCAAGAAAAGGCUCAUUCAUGGUGAAGUUAAGAAGCAUGUCAACAAUUACAUUGCCAUGAAGAAGUUGGACGGCAUAACUCCUCAAAUUCAGGACGUCGUUGCCGUCGCCAUCGAGCGCGAUCAGCGCCCGGAUAUCAAACACUUUGCUAGGGGCGCUCCUUGUCGUGACACGGCCAGCGCCAUGGUUUCUACCUCUCUCCACCAGAACGGCAAUUGGAAACGACGACGUUCAAGGAUGGAAAGCAGCGGGGGUAGGGGUAAUGGUCCGGAUGUUAUUUGUUACAACUGUAACCAGCGAGGUCACCGCUUUGGAUCGAUCGAGAGACCAACCUGUGGUGCACCCAUCACCAGCAAGACUCAGGCCUACUUUGAGAAGAUUUCAAAGAAGCCGCGAGUCGAGUCCAAUGAUCCUGUAGCUAGUGGUAUAAAUGAUUCUCUGAGUAAUGCAGCAUUGUUUCCGUCCAUGUUUGAAGAGCCAACAAAAUCAUCCUCGAGGGAUGAGCCCUCGGGAAGCGACAGUUUGACUGUCGGUGAGCCAGCUGAGAUAGCUGAAGUACUUGUCUUAAAAGACGAUGUGACUAAGUAUAGUGCCUCAUAUCAGGCACAAAGCUCCAACAAAGGUGACAGUGAGUCUGUCCGCAAUUCAGAAGACGAUCUGAAUAUAAAUCCUUCCGAUGUUAGUAAGGAUAUAGAGUCUCGUGCAUUAGAACACGACUCCACCUCGAUACAAAGUUCUCCGUUAGGUGUAUUGGGAAGGGAAACAGGUGAAGCUGUUUCCAUCUCUGGGGUUACAGAGAACCAUAGCCAAACGUUUAUGGAUGAUGUUGGAAAUUUGCCGGCCAGCAAUUCCAAGAUCCCCGGGACGGGUCAACCACCUGGCUGUGUUGGACAAUGGCACGGGUGA